This is a messenger RNA of Uranotaenia lowii, 861 nucleotides long. RefSeq lists its product as uncharacterized. The transcript is spliced from 4 exons. NCBI's taxonomy places the organism in Eukaryota, Metazoa, Arthropoda, Insecta, Diptera, Culicidae. The coding region runs from base 1 to 861 and encodes 286 amino acids. The record is from RefSeq and is a predicted model, not a curated record.
AUGGAGGAAAUUUUCAAGAUGAUCCUGCAUCAAAAUCGACAAAUGGCGGAGCAGAAUCAACGUUUGAUGGUAGUCAUGGAGCGUUUCACCAAUCAAGCGGCCUCCCAUCAGCCAGCAAACAAUCCGGAACUGGUCAUCGAAUCCCUUUCAUCUAACAUCCGGGAAUUCUGCUACGAUCCGGACAGUGGUCUGACGUUUGACCGCUGGUAUCAAAAAUACGAAGACUUUUUCCUCCUGGAUGGUUCCAAACUCGACGAUGCGGCCAAGGUUCGGUUAUUGCUCCGAAGUCUCAACGUUACCGUCCACGAUAGCAGCCCUAUAUUUGUUUUGGUUUCAAAUCACGAUAUUGAAGCACAGAAUUAUUCUUCCACCAACUACUGGCGCAAAGUGUUCAUCGUCGAAAGGGUCACUUUGCUGCGAAAUGCAUCUUGCAUCUUGCAGACUGGGUCACAAAAAAAACUGGACGAUGAGCUUGAGAAACGUCGGCACAGGAGUGAUAGUUUGGACUAUCGGAACAACAGGCGUGCUUACGAGCCAGCAAGCACGGUGGAUAUCCAGAUGGCAGGUAUUCAACCUAAAUACCACCGCUUUCCAUUCGGGAUGACGUUUCGGGACGGGUCGGAAUACAAGGAUUUGUUCAUACUUUUCGGAACCCGAAUCUCACUGUUCAGUAGAAGGUACGACUGUUUCCAAGUCGUGAAGCAGCCGGACGAGGACUACGUUACCUACGCUGGGACGGUCAACAAACGAUGCGAGGAUUUUGAGCUUGGCAAGAUCACACCGGACCAGUUCAAAUCGCUCAUCUUCAUCCGAGGCCUCCAAUCUUCCAAGGAUGCCGACGUCCGAACACGCCUGAAAUAG